Molecule: messenger RNA, 2082 nt
Organism: Cyclopterus lumpus (lumpfish)
Lineage: Eukaryota; Metazoa; Chordata; Actinopteri; Perciformes; Cyclopteridae
Gene: sv2ba
Product: synaptic vesicle glycoprotein 2Ba
Exons: 12
Coding region: 1-2082 (693 amino acids)
Biological process (GO): chemical synaptic transmission; transmembrane transport
Cellular component (GO): membrane
Molecular function (GO): transmembrane transporter activity
Source: RefSeq, a predicted model, not a curated record
AUGGAUGACCCCUACCACAACAACGUGAGCCAGCAGGUGACAGAAGGUGGGGAAUACACCUACACCCAGGAUGGGAGCGGUCAAGAUGGCUACCCCUACCAGGCCGAUUACCCUCCGCAGGACGAAGACGCUCGCAGCGACGCCACGGAGGGCGCGGACGACGAUGAGCAGAUGUACGAGGGGGAGUACCAAGGCGUCCCCCACCCCGACGAGAUCAAGGAGGCACGGCGGGCGGCUCGGACGGAGGCCAGGAGGAAAGCCCGUCAGGCCGCCCAGCAGGAAGAGGAGGAGGACAACCUGCCAGAGCAGUACGAGACCAUCAUGGAGGACUGCGGCCACGGGCGCUUCCAGUGGAUGCUGUUCUUCGUGCUGGGCUUGGCGCUGAUGGCCGACGGAGUGGACGGCUUCGUGGUGGGCUUCGUACUGCCCAGUGCUGAGAAGGACAUGUGCAUAUCCAACUCCGACAAAGGACUGCUGGGUCUGCUGGUGUACGUGGCCAUGAUGGUGGGGGCGCUGGUGUGGGGCGGUCUGUGUGACAAGAUGGGGCGGAGGAAGUGUCUGAUCUACGUCCUGACCAUCGACCUGGUCUUCUCCUUCCUGUCCUGCUUCGCUCAGAGCUACGGCUUCUUCCUCUUCUUCCGGUUCUGCUCCGGCUUCGGAAUCGGCGGCUCCAUCCCGAUAGUGUACACCUACUACACCGAGUUCCUGCAGAUGGACAAACGCGGGGAGCAUCUCAGCUGGCUCUGCAUGUUCUGGAUGCUGGGAGGCCUGUACGCCUCCUUCACCGCCUGGGGAAUCAUCCCUCACUAUGGCUGGGGCUUCGCCAUCGGCUCCGAGUUCCAGAUCCACAGUUGGAGGUUGUUCAUCCUGGUGUGCCUCUUCCCUGCCCUGGCUGCACUCGUCGGGGUCGUCUUCAUGCCGGAGAGCCCCCGUUUCCUCCUGGAGAGUGCCCGACAUGAUGAGGCGUGGAUGAUCCUGCGACGAGUUCACGACACCAACUGGAAGGCCAAGGGGGAGCCGGAGAGAGUGUUCACUGCGACCAACAUUAAGACACCCCAGACCCAGGAGGACGAUUUCAUAGAGAUCCAGAGUGACACCGGGACGGCCUUCCAGCGCUGGACCGUCAGACACACGACCAUGCUGCAGCAGGUGAUGUCUAACAUCAUGUCCCUAUCAGCCCCAGAGCUCAGACUGCAAGGCCUCUUCCUGGUUAUUGUCUGGUUCUGCUUGGCUUUCAGCUACCACGGGCUGGGAGUGUGGUUUCCGGACAUGAUCAAAUACAUGCAGUAUGAGGAGUACGAGUCCAAGGUCAAAGUGUUCCACCGAGAACGGGUCGAGCACUUCCACUUCAACUUCUCUCUGGUCAACCAGAUCCACCGCGAGGGAGAGUACAUCCAUGACAAGUUUGAAAACAUUGAGAUAAAGUCUGUCAAAUUCGAGGAUUCUCUGUUUGAAAACUGCUACUUUGAGGACGUCAGGUCAACCAACACCUUCUUUGAGAAUUGCACCAUCAAGAACACUGUCUUCUAUAACACAGACCUCUGGCACGAGAAGUUCAAAGACUGUCGAAUGGAGAACACCACCUUCCUCCACCCGAAAAAGGGCUGCCAUCUGAACUUCCUGGAGGAGAACGACAUCGUCAUCUACAUGGUCAGCUUCCUGGGCAGUUUGGCUGUGUUGCCUGGCAACAUCAUCUCCGCACUGUUCAUGGACAAGAUAGGAAGAAUCAAGAUAAUAGGUGGUUCUAUGUUGGCGUCGUCUGCCUGCACUUUCCUGUUGCUGCUUAGUUUCAGUCAAGGAGCUGUGAUAUGUUGGCAGUGUCUCUUCUAUGCCACCAGCGUGGCGGCCUGGAAUGGAUUAGAGGUCAUUUCUGUGGAACUCUACCCCUCCUCUAAAAGAGGUACAGCGUUUGGUGUCCUGAAUGGAAUCUGUAAGUUCGCCGCAAUCCUUGCCAGCUCCAUCUUUGCAGCCUUCAUCGGCAUCACUAAGAUCGUCCCCAUCUUCCUGGCCUUCAUCGCCCUCGUCUGCGGAGGUCUGGUAGCUCUCAAGCUGCCCGAAACCCGGGAGAAAGUCCUCUCCUGA